CUCCUCCCAUGCCCCUGUCCCACAAUCCUCAGCAGCUUUUCAAAAUCAAAUCAAAUCUCUUUGUGUCAUGUCAUCAGUUGAUGGGUGUGAGAAAGAGAAAAAGAGGACGUUGUCAGAAGCAAGGACACAAGAAACACUCUCAACUUUCAGCUGCGCAACACAAAGUCACCAUUCUGCUAUGCCGCGGUCAUUCCUCGUCAAGAGUAAAAGGACUCAUCUCCUGGGCCUAUCUAAGUUCUCCUUUAGACAGCAGUCACAGUCCCAAACAGAUGCUGAGCAGACUGUGCAGCGUGUGAUUGGACAAGACAUGAAGCAGGAUGCUGUGCAGCCUUUGACCCCCACAUUAGGGGUCAAAGACCUUCUGGCCAAAACCUGCUCACCGUGGGAUGGGACGGAAGUCCGGUUUAACAGUGUUCCCAUGGAUGAUCUUUGGACUUCAGCAAAAGUCCCGAUGGAGACCAGAGACGCUCCUCUGUCUGUCUCACCAUGGUCACCGGAUAGACACCCGGCAUCUGAAAGAGAGAGGGAACUGGAGAGACUUGUCUACAUGCUACUCAACCACACAUCGCACACUGACCUCAAAUCUCCUAACAGCCAAUGUCCACUCUGUGAGAAGUCUCUUUCAGAAGUCCUACUAUCAGGCGGCCUUCAGGCUCAUAUCCGCAACAACCUCUCUUUCCCACUGACAAGAUCACCCAUAGGUCCAGACUUGCCCUUUGGCUUCAGAGCAAUUAGCAACUAUAGUAGAGCUAAGGAGCGUAGCUUUGGCUGCAAGGUGUGUGGAAAGGUAUUCAAGCGUUCGUCCACCCUGUCCACACAUCUCCUCAUCCACUCAGACACACGACCCUACCCCUGCCAAUACUGCGGCAAAAGGUUCCACCAGAAGUCAGACAUGAAGAAACACACAUUCAUACACACAGGUGAGAAACCACACGUGUGCAAGGUGUGCGGUAAAGGAUUCAGCCAAAGCUCCAACCUCAUCACCCACAGCCGAAAGCACAGCAGCUACAAGCCGUUCAGCUGCCCCCACUGUCAGAAUACCUUCCAGCGUAGGGUUGACCUACAGCACCACCAAGAGACUCAGUGUGGCUAUGGAAACUUGUACACUCCAAACUAAGGCCAACAAAGUGGUGGCAAAACUGGGUGAAAUGGAAUUUGUAAAUAAUCUUUCAUAAUUGUAAAAGUUAAAAAAAAAAGGCAUUAAAUAAUGACAUGCAUGCUUAAAAAUGUUGAAUAAAGCUGGACUGGUUUGCUCAAGAAACAUUUUAUCCUGCUGGUUUGUUAUUUUUCUGUUUGAAAAAUUGAAUGUACAUCCCUCAGGAAACUCACCAUCCAAACUCAUUCACCAAUGAUAAUAGGAUUAUUUUCCCAAUAUGUGCUGGACAACAGUGUUCUUAGAGUAACAUCAUUCAGUCACGUUGUGUCAUUUUCAGAAACAAUUUUCCCCAGAAGGUUGUGCUAGUGUGAUUGCUGUGUGUGUGCAUGUGUAUCUGAGCGAUUCUGCCAUUACUGAGAAACUAAUGAGAAAGGCAUCCUUAAUAUAGGAGCAGCCGGGCUCCCAACCAGGAUAAAUGAUGAUGAUCCAUUCACAUGAUGUACUGGCACUGCUGGAUAUAACAGGAAGCGUAUUUUGAAAUGAUUUUCUAAAAAUAAAAGUUUCA
Molecule: messenger RNA, 1661 nt
Organism: Lates calcarifer (barramundi perch)
Lineage: Eukaryota; Metazoa; Chordata; Actinopteri; Centropomidae
Product: zinc finger protein Gfi-1b
Exons: 6
Coding region: 68-1117 (349 amino acids)
Biological process (GO): regulation of transcription by RNA polymerase II
Cellular component (GO): nucleus
Molecular function (GO): RNA polymerase II cis-regulatory region sequence-specific DNA binding; DNA-binding transcription factor activity, RNA polymerase II-specific
Source: RefSeq, a predicted model, not a curated record